Molecule: messenger RNA, 3111 nt
Organism: Oryzias melastigma (Indian medaka)
Lineage: Eukaryota; Metazoa; Chordata; Actinopteri; Beloniformes; Adrianichthyidae
Gene: insl5a
Product: insulin-like 5a
Exons: 2
Coding region: 892-1215 (107 amino acids)
Cellular component (GO): extracellular region
Molecular function (GO): hormone activity
Source: RefSeq, a predicted model, not a curated record
UAGGAGACACGUCCAGGAAGUAGACAGUAACCUGAUCAACAAAGUCCAGAGAUCUAUCAGACGGACAGAAAGAAAAUUGUUCCUCUAUUGUUGUAGUCAAGACUGUCCUGUUUUCCUUAAACACUUUAUAAGAUACCAAAUAUUUAUCACUUUUCAAACUUUACUGCAAAUAAAAACUAGAGAAAACAAAUCUGUACACUUUUCUGGAGUAACCCCAUCAUUUAAGGUUUUUAAACGACUUGUUUCCUGUUAACUUUGGGACCCCCUUACAAUGUUUGCAGCUCAAUUUCACUGACCUAAAUGAGACAUAUGAUGGAACCUAAAUGUCUCAGCGAGGAUCUUUCUGGCCCAUCAGCAGCUUGUAAUGAUCUCAUGAUGUACUGUCAACAUUGACUCUUUUUCCCUCUUCUAUGGCCCAAACUGCUGUUAUGGGAAAGCCAGCCGGGUCAUCAGAGUGUCGUAAACAUGCGGAACAUCUGUCCGACUUUCAGGGGGGAAUCACUUUACAUCUCUUAAUUAUCCGUGCGGUGCAAUCAUGCCCUGAGAUCUCGUAAUGAGGGGGAGGCUGCGGAGGCCGCACCUCGUGUAAUAUGAUUGCGAGCUUAUGGGUUAUAAAAGCCUCGAGGUCGUAACUCUGUUUAAGUAGGCAGAAAAGGUUGAUAGUAGAGAUGACCGGAAGCAAAAAACAACAUGUGCCAGUGUGUUUGUGUGUCACUGGGAUGGGCUAAAGGUCGCUGAGAUGGAGAAGGGGAGGGAUGAUCAGUAGGGAUUGGUAUAUAUAACAGGGAAAAAUGAGCAUCUCCAAUGAUCGUUGCAGCCUGCAGAGGAGCAAAGUAACAGAACAGCUGCUGUGGGUUUGGAAGAGACCAGAGCAGCAGACAGGUAUCCAGCAUGCGCGCCCUGGUGGUUUUGCCUCUGGUUUUGUGUGUCUUGGUGUGUGUGGACCAGGGGAGAGCAGAGGUGAAGCCUGUCAAGCUGUGCGGCCGCGAGUUCCUGAGAGCUGUUGUCUACACCUGCGGAGGCUCCCGCUGGAGGAGAUACUUCACAGACCCAGACAUGAAUGGUCUUCCUGCUGGUGAGCAGAACAGCCUCGACAGCUUCAGCAGCUCGGGCUCAGAGCUCCGCGAAUGGACGAAACGGGACAACAAUGGCUUCCUGACCAUGAUGUGCUGUCAGGUGGGCUGCAGCAAACGGGAUCUCACUUACCUCUGCUGAGGUCGACUCCUUUGCUUUAGAGAGGCCCCAAAAGACUUAAAAAAACAAAUGAAUCUGAGGAAAACCAAACCUCAAUAAAUGUGUGAUCACUUGUAAGUUUGUACAUGUACCUGUGAGUGUGUCUGAUUCAUGUGUGCAACACUAAGUGUGUAUAGAACUGUAAUAGUGAAUUGUCUUAAAAUCAGGUGUAGAUUUUUUAUAAAACACUCGAAUUGUGUUCUGUUAAUUCACAAUUGUCCAGUAAAUCCUAUUGCACACAAUUCACAGUAUUCUGUGGUGAUUUUACUAUAAGAUUCAAAGUAUUGACAGAAGUAAAAAAAAAAAACAGAUUACCUAUGGGGUAAAUAAAAAUGCUUUUCUCUGUUUCUGAUCCAUAAGAGUAUAAUAAAUAUGCAAAACCAGCCAAAGCUGUACAAAAAAACAGACUUUUUCUGUUUUUUGUUCAUAUUUAGGAUGUUUUGGUUUACAAAAAGGCUCUGCCCUGCUUUCAGUGAAACUCUCUCCGUUUGACCCAUCCCCUGGGGGAGCGGUGAGCUGCAGACACAGCCGCACUCAGGAACCAUUUGGUUGUGUAACCCGUCAAUCCAACCCCUUAAUGCUAAGUGUCAAACAGGGAGGCACUGGCUCCCAUUUGUAGUCUUUGGUAUGAUACUACUGUGGAAAUGAACUUAUGACCUUUCAGUCUCAGGGUGGACACUCUACCACAGGACCACUGAGCUGGAACUAGACUGUAAAAAAAAGACACUAUAAAAUUUGCCAUGAUCAAAAUACUAAAAAAAUGAUAAAAAAAAAAACAUUGUAACACAAAUGUUGUCAUUUAUACAUCAAAAAACGUAAAAACAGCCAUCCAGUUAUAACUUUUAUUGAUUUCGGAAAGAAGCAAACUAUAAUCCUCAUUAAAUCUGGGAGUUACGUCUUGUACUUGUAUGUUUGAGGUUAACAGUACACAUCCAUAAAGCAUCCUGGCUUCCAGCACACAGAAACACACUACCUGUUCUCCCCCCUCGUUGUUAUAGCACAGCUGCUCAGCACAACACAUUGUUUUCGCUUCUAUCCAGACGGCCCACAUUUUGCUGCAUGCUCUGCAUGCAAUACUAAUGACUGCAGGACAAAGUCAUUACAGAGAUGAAGAACUUGGGGUUAUAGUCGUGUUCCUUUUUUUUUUAAAUCAAAAGAAGCAAACAAUAUUCAAGCAGCUUUGUGUGGCCUUUCACUCUAAGCAGCUGUUACAGGUACAUGAGGGUGGUUUGUUUUGUGGUAGAUAACGCUGCAGGGAUCGUUACACUAAAAGCUUUAUGUUGCAUAUGGACAAACCUUGUCAGGCUUAUCAAGAUGUCCAACCCAAAUGAGAAGGAAUGCAUUAGGAGCUAAAUGGCACCAAUCAUGAUUUGCUUCACUUUAAAAAUGCCACUUUAGUUUUCCUGCAGUUUGGGUAUGUACAAUAAAAAAAUAGAUCUACAGUUAGAAUUUUUUGGGCAACUUUGAUCCCAAAUUUCUGCAUUAACUUCCAGUUAUGCCAAAUUCAAAGUUACGCAUAAACCGAAAGUACUGAUACGAGAUGAAACACAUUUUUUUCCCCCCUAAAAUCAGUCACAGAUACUGGUGUGACCGCACUGGUCUGACUCUGAUUGGUUAUAUUUAGCAGAAUGAGGAGAAAACGGUACAGAGGCUUUCAGGUACACUUCAAGCACACUUUUUGUUCAUCAUAAUAAGCGUCAGAGCAUUCAGAAGUACAACAUCAUUAGCACAGUGCUUUAAAGAUUUUUUUUUUUUUACAAUAAACAAUAUAUUUUUAUUCACUUUAAAAACAGCCAGUCUAUUCUCCUUAUAGAGGACUGACUGUCCGGGUACACACAUAAAAUACCACACAUCAAAACAAACAAAAAAAAAACAUAA